Messenger RNA from Lepidothrix coronata (blue-crowned manakin), 2975 nucleotides. RefSeq names its product PHD finger protein 19 (gene PHF19). Gene Ontology annotation, biological process: regulation of DNA-templated transcription; chromatin organization. Bases 1 to 1767 code for a protein of 588 amino acids. The transcript has 14 exons. NCBI's taxonomy places the organism in Eukaryota, Metazoa, Chordata, Aves, Passeriformes, Pipridae. Gene Ontology annotation, molecular function: chromatin binding; DNA binding. Gene Ontology annotation, cellular component: nucleus. The record is from RefSeq and is a predicted model, not a curated record.
AUGGAGCCCGCCAAGCUCAGCCCCCUCAUCCGGGAUGUCUAUGCGGCCUCUGGCCGCGUCCAGCAGGCUCCGGGUGCCGGCUCAGCGCGGAGGGGUAGCGGCUGCCGGGAGCUCAUGGUCCGGCUGACGGAGGGGCAGUACGUGCUGUGCCGCUGGACCGACGGGCUCUACUACCUGGGCAAGAUCAAGAGGGUGAGUGGCUCCAAGCAGAGCUGCCUUGUCACAUUUGAGGACAACUCCAAGUACUGGGUCCUCUGGAAGGACAUCCAGCAUGCCGGUGUCCCCGGGGAGGAGCCCAAGUGCAGCAUCUGCCUGGGGAAGACGUCGGGCCCCAGGAACGAAAUCCUCAUCUGCGGGAAGUGCGGGCUGGGGUAUCACCAGCAGUGCCACAUCCCGGUGGCGAGCGGCAGCGAGGGCCCGCUGGGCACGCCGUGGUUCUGCCGCCGCUGCAUCUUCGCCCUGGCCGUGCGGAAGGGGGGUGCCCUGAAGAAGGGAGCCAUUGCCAGGACACUGCAAGCUGUGAAGAUGGUGCUGUCCUACAACCCCGAGCUGCUGGAGUGGGACUCCCCUCACCGGACCAACCAGCAGCAGUGCUACUGCUACUGCGGGGGCCCCGGAGAGUGGUACCUGAAGAUGCUGCAGUGCUACCGCUGCCGGCAGUGGUUCCAUGAAGCCUGUACCCAGUGCCUCAGUGACCCCAUGAUGUUCGGAGACCGGUUCUACGUGUUUUUCUGCUCUGUGUGUAACCAGGGACCUGAGUACAUCAAGCGCCUGCCCUUGAGAUGGGUGGAUGUCGUCCAUCUCGCCCUCUACAACCUGGGUGUGCAGAGCAAGAAGAAGUACUUUGACUUUGAGGAGAUUUUGGCCUUCGUGAACCACCACUGGGAUCCGCUGCAGCUCGGGAAGCUCACGGGCACCCCCAUCUCAGAGCGCGGCCCCCACCUCCUCAACGCCCUCAACAGCUACAAGAGCAGGUUUCUGUGUGGGAAGGAGAUCAAAAAGAAGAAAUGCAUCUUCCGCCUGCGGAUCCGCGUCCCACCGAACCCCCCCACCAAGGUGCUGCCGGAGAAGGGCCCCGGCGAGGGCGAGGGCGGCUCCUGCGAGCUGAAGAAGAGGGGGAAAAGCAGAUGUGUCCACAAGGACGGGCUCCUGCCACGGCAGCUGCAGCAGCACAAGCGGCGAGCGGCGAAACGCAAGAGGGCCAAGUUCCUGCUGGAGGACGCCAUUCCCAGCAGUGACUUCACCUCUGCCUGGAGCACCAACCACCACCUGGCCAGCAUCUUUGACUUCACGCUGGAUGAGAUCCAGAGCCUGAAAAGUGCCAGCUCAGGACAGACAUUCCUAUCAGACGUGGACUCCACAGAUGCCGCCAGCACCUCAGGCUCGGCCACCACGAGCCUCUCCUAUGAGUCCAGCCAGAGGACCGUGGGCAGCCGCAAGCGCAAACUGGCAGCUCCGGCGUACGGCUCGGCGGGGGCGAAGCGCAGGGGAGGGGACGGGGGCGGGCGCCCGGCCCUGGGCACCCCCGAGGGCAGCGAGGCCCCGGGCGGCCCCGAGCGCCCCGACGACGGCAUCGACAGCCACACCUUCGAGAGCAUCAGCGAGGACGACUCGUCGCUCUCCCACCUCAAGUCCUCCAUCAGCAGCUACUUCGGGGCCGCGGGCCGGCUGGUCUGCGGGGAGAAGUACCAGGUGCUGGCACGGCGGGUGACGCUGGAGGGGAAGGUGCAGUACCUGGUGGAGUGGGAAGGCACGACCCCCUACUGAGCCCUGCCAGCCCUGAGACCUCUCCCGGAGCCAAGCCAGAGGAGAUCAGGGUGAUGGGGAAGCCCUGGCCUCGAGGCAGAGGAGGGUGCUGGUCCCCCCCGCCGGGAGCCUCUGCGGGUGGAGGCCGUGCCCACACCGGGGCACCGCCAGUGGUGCUGCCCAGGAAUGGAACCUGAAGCCUUGACGCUCUUUUAUUUUUUUUUUUUUUUUUUUUAAUUUUAACAAUUUUUAGUUUCUUGGCCAGUUUUUUUCCUGGCUGUGAGUGUGGCCCAGCCACACUCUCCUGGUGGUGGAGCCUUUGGCUGAGCCCAAGGUACCAUCGUGGUGGUGGUAAGAGCAGUGGGUGGCUCUGGCCCCUCCAGAAGGGUCCCCCUGGCACAGCUGGGGAAGCCACUUUGGGGGACACCCCACAACCUGCUCGCACAGAUGGACGUCAAAGCCUGACUUAUCCCUGCAUCCCAGCCUUACAGAGCAGCCUCGAGGGGGUCCUGGUGCCAAAGCACAAAGCCCCCCCUCACCCCAGUGCUUUCACAGCCCCUCACUGUGCCUACAGGAAAUGGGGGGCGACCCUUGGGAUUUUCUGCCUCAUCCUAAAUCCAUUCAUUAAAGGAAUAUGGUUGGUUUUAAAUGAGGGGACUAAACAGCCCACGUGUAGCUUUCAUGCCCACAGGGCAGGCAUAGGUGGCUGCUCUCAUCUCACAACCUGGACUGCCUGUGAUGCUGCACCAGCUUCAUUUCCCUGUUCUGACAAUCAUGAUCCUGGAAGAGAUUGGCCAAAAGAUCCUCCUUAGCCUUAAAGCCACCAUGGGCACUUCACAGACUGGAGCCCGAGGCCUUUGUUCUCGCAGGAGCCUUCACCUUGAAUGUGCCAAACCAGCAGACAAACCAAAAAGGCUGAAGAGGACAGUGGGGACAUGUGGAGGGGGUUGUGCCAGUGCCUCACUGGAGAGCAGUUGAUGUUUGUGAACAGGUGGGGUUGAUUUGUCUGCAGGAGACAAGGAACAGUCCCCUUCUUUAACAAAGCAAUACUGCCAGGUUGGGCAGGAGCAGAGCAGUUGGCUUUUUAAAAAAGAUUCUAAUAUCAGAUAUAUUUGUUAGAUUUUUUUUUCUUAAGAGAUAUAUAUAUAUUUUUAAUGUUGUCCUCCUCGUCUCUCCCCCAUCCCACCAUGCCUGUCCCAUGGGAUGGAGGGUGGGUGAUGCUGGGUGGG